AUGAAAAAACUCGUAGACAACGGCCGGUUCUAUUUAGUAAGUCGCCCUCACCUCCGCCGCCGAUUCGAAGGCACUACCGCGCCGAUUGUUUGUCACAACCAAGACCUCAGGCCUCCAAAAUGCGGGGAGGAGGAGUAUUUUAAGAUAUCUAGUGGAUAUGCUACUAUACCUACAUUCUGUACUACUCAAGGUCCAAUAGUAAGAACUAUUAACGAAGCAAAGGAGUUUUUAAUGAGAUCUAGCGCUUAUAAAGAUAAUCACGAAAGACAACUUAACUCCACCUUUUUGACUUCUAAAUCGACGAAUAAAAAGCAAAAUCUACACCAUGAAUACGUAGGGUAUGGCACUGCUUCAUCCAAUAUAUCCUCAAAUUUUACAGUUGGAAGAGAGCAACAGCAUUACCGUCGUAGACUUGGUCGCAGUCCCAGUCCUAUCCCACUACGUAGUCGACCACUUGCAGAACAUUCACGUGCCACAAAUACGCCCACGCCUAAUGAGAGACUGCCUAGAAAAGACUCGUCGAAAUCGACCAUCCGUGAUGCUUUAUCUAGAAUGAAACUUGCAGGGCCGCGGUACGGUUCUCAAGGGACGGGUUCCGUCGGUGCCGCGUCUCUAGGCGCCAGAAGGGCCGCUCCCGCACCGAAGCUGGCCCCGAGCGUGCGCUCGGACGAGCGGCCCACCGCCACACAGGGCGACAUGCUCAACAGCAUCAAGCUUCAUAGAAGAUUCCGCGAAACGCUAACUAAAGACAAAGGAAACUCGACGUGUCGUUCAGGUCAAGACUGCGGCGCAAAAGAGAAAAACACGGAUGGGUCUUCUAGAACUUUACAGGCCAGGACAAGCUCUCCGAAGCCGAGGCACUGCUUUCAGACAUCGUUGCAU
This is a messenger RNA of Iphiclides podalirius (scarce swallowtail), 882 nucleotides long. NCBI's taxonomy places the organism in Eukaryota, Metazoa, Arthropoda, Insecta, Lepidoptera, Papilionidae. The record is from the annotation of a GenBank genome assembly.